Chenopodium quinoa (quinoa) is the source of this 1227-nucleotide messenger RNA. Its product is annotated as N-acylphosphatidylethanolamine synthase-like. The record is from RefSeq and is a predicted model, not a curated record. The transcript has 5 exons. NCBI's taxonomy places the organism in Eukaryota, Viridiplantae, Streptophyta, Magnoliopsida, Caryophyllales, Amaranthaceae. Bases 225 to 1085 code for a protein of 286 amino acids. Gene Ontology annotation, biological process: phospholipid metabolic process.
AGUAUGGGUAUGGGUGAAUUCAAUGCAGCCUUAAUAAUUUUGGUAUGGCUCAAAUCUUCUCCAAUGGCCCAUGGCCCAUCCCCUAACCCCCGAAAUCAAUAAUAACUACCAACUCCCCGACUUCUCUACACGGGUUUAGGCGGUCAUUCGCUCACUCCUCCGCCUCCGCCUCCGCUGCCGCCGUGCUCCGCCACUUCCCCCAAAUACUCGGCGAGGAGAGAGAAAUGGGAAAGGGGAGAACUCUGGAAUGGGCGGCGCGUGCAUCACACUUUUGCGGGAUUCCCCGGAAGUUAACCAUCACUUCUGUCGGCGCUUUUGCCAAGGCGGUGGUGACGCUUUUCAACUCCACCACUGUUCACAAUGGCGAUAAUCUUCUUCAUCUCGUUCGAUCUCGUCCUCCUGGUGUUCCUCUUCUCACCGUCAGCAAUCAUAUGUCCACGUUGGAUGAUCCACUCAUGUGGGGAUUCAAGGGCUUUCCUAUAACUGAUGCAAAAUUGGCAAGAUGGGUACUUGCUGCUGAAGAUAUAUGCUUUAAAAAUACAGUGCUGUCUUAUUUUUUUCGACUUGGAAAAUGCAUACCUAUAACUAGAGGUGGUGGAAUUUAUCAGGAACACAUGAAUGAGGCACUUGAGCGUUUAAGCGAUGGAGAAUGGCUGCAUACAUUUCCUGAAGGGAAAGUGUCUCAAGAAGAUGGUCCAAUAAGAAGAUUAAAAUGGGGAACUGCUAGUCUUAUUACCCGUGCCCCAGUGACACCGAUAGUUUUACCAAUUUUCCACCAUGGUUUCCAUCAGGUCAUGCCAGAAGAUUACAUAUUUGGUAGAAGACCACCAUUUCCACUCAUCAACAAGCACAUUAAGAUUAUUGUUGGUGAGCCAAUAGAAUUUGACCUUCCUAGAUUGAGGAAGAUAGCGUUAUCAGAAUCUCAUAAUGAAUCAGAACCAAGGCUUGGAUGGCCGAGCAUCGCCCCUCAUGGUUUAGAUGAAGUAGCUCAGAGAUAUCUCUACUCCAACAUAUCAGAGAAGAUACAAAUCGCCUUGGAGAGUCUGCGGCAGUAUGGGAAUUCAAUCUCAAAACAAAGAGAUUAAAAAUUUGAAAUCUCUUGAAGUUAUAUACACAUUGAAGAUCUUUAAUUAUUUACCACAACUUUGUUACCCAAUAUUCAACUGAUCCAAUUUUACUGGCUAUUGCUCCAUGGUAAAUUCUUGGCUUAUAGCCCUUAUAAUCUUA